AACAUUCCUCGCCGGCGGAACCUAAUAGGUUUAUCGAUUAUUCCCUAGAAAGGGAGAGAGAGAUGCCGAAGGGGAAGAAGAGAGCGAGGUCCGGACCCGGAUCCACAACCCACCCGAGAAACAAGUACUCUGAUAGCCCCCCCGAUUUCGCCUUGCUAGCGUCCCUCUACCCUUCUUUCAAGCCCUAUGUUUUCUUCUCCGGCACUCGACCCAGGAUCGACUGGGCGGACUACAACGCGACCAGGGAACUCACUCGUAUCCUCCUCCUUCAUGACCAUGGCGUCAAUUGGUGGAUUCCGGAUGGCCAGCUCUGCCCAACUGUCCCCAAUAGAUUGAACUAUAUCCAUUGGAUUGACCAUCUUUUGUCGUCCAAUAUUAUUCAAAACCCGGGUGGAAAUGGAGGUGACAUAAGGGGAUUCGAUAUAGGAACUGGAGCGAAUUGCAUUUACCCUCUUCUUGGUGCAUCUCUUUUCGGCUGGGGUUUUGUUGGUUCAGAUGUAACUGACGUAGCUAUAGAAUGGGCAGAGAAGAAUGUCAAAAGUAAUCCCCCUCAUAUUUCAGACUUAAUCGAGAUCAGACAGGUCGAAAUUCAUAAAGAGAGUUCCUUGGAUAAUGAGUCCAGGGAUCUGGACACCGAGAAUACAGAGAGUGGGAUGAACUCUUACAGAACCAGACCCGAAGAAGCUGAGUUGGCACCCUCAUCUAUGUCUUAUUGUCCUGCAAGUGCCAACAAGAGCUAUAGUGGGCCGCCUAUACUUGUUGAAGUUGUCAGGGAAAAUGAGACGUUUGACUUCUGUAUGUGCAACCCUCCUUUUUUCGAGACCCUUGAAGAAGCAGGUCUUAAUCCUAAAACUUCAUGUGGUGGGACUCCGGAGGAGAUGGUUUGUGAAGGUGGAGAGAAAGCUUUUGUAACCCGUAUGAUCGAGGAUAGCGUUGUAUUGAAGCAAAGAUUCAGGUGGUACACCACAAUGCUGGGGAAGAAAGUUAACCUGAAAAUCUUGAUGUCAAAGCUUCGCGAAGUGGGAGCCACAAUUGUGAAAACGACUGAAUUCGUGCAAGGCCGAACAUCUCGUUGGGGCCUCGCAUGGUCAUUCAUGCCCCCUGUUAGGAAGAUUGUUGUACCAUCUGUAUCCGCAAAGCACACCUUUUCUUUUAUGCUUGAGGGAAUUAAAAGGCAAUACAGUGCAGUACACGUGUUGGAAUCAAUCGAGGAAUUCUUCAAGAGCUGCGGUGCCUCAUGUAAACCAAACUCUUCUACAUUUUCUGUUGACAUCGUUGCAUCCAAUGACCAAUGCAUUUCAAUUUUAAAGAAUGGUGUGAGAAAUCUGGAUAGUGUUUCCAGCCGUGAACAUGAUGAAAUACAUACUCUUGAUGGCUCUGGUUCGCCAGUCUCUUCCGCUAACUUAUCUUUCCGCAUCUCGGUGUUUCAGCAAAUCCCUGGAACGCUGCUUCUUAAAGGAUCGUUGCAGCAGAAAGAUAGCCCGCUUUCGGGAUUUUUUUCUGUGCUUUUUGGGUCACUGGAAGAAAGUUUAAAGUCCAAAUUUUGCCAGUAACUCAGGUUUCAUUUAUAGUGUUCAGACAUGGAGAAUCUCGUCAGAUGGAUAUAAGUCCAUGCAGAUACUGGCCACAUCUCAAACCUUCCUUUCAGCUCUUGCAUAUGUGAGCCCGAUGCAGGCUUCUACAAAAUCU
Tarenaya hassleriana is the source of this 1689-nucleotide messenger RNA. Its product is annotated as methyltransferase-like protein 16. Gene Ontology annotation, molecular function: 23S rRNA (adenine(1618)-N(6))-methyltransferase activity. Gene Ontology annotation, cellular component: nucleus. The transcript is spliced from 9 exons. The record is from RefSeq and is a predicted model, not a curated record. NCBI's taxonomy places the organism in Eukaryota, Viridiplantae, Streptophyta, Magnoliopsida, Brassicales, Cleomaceae. Gene Ontology annotation, biological process: rRNA base methylation. The coding region runs from base 63 to 1553 and encodes 496 amino acids.